Molecule: messenger RNA, 1751 nt
Organism: Anastrepha obliqua
Lineage: Eukaryota; Metazoa; Arthropoda; Insecta; Diptera; Tephritidae
Gene: RnpS1
Product: RNA-binding protein with serine-rich domain 1
Exons: 3
Coding region: 117-1319 (400 amino acids)
Biological process (GO): mRNA splicing, via spliceosome
Cellular component (GO): cytoplasm; ASAP complex; nucleoplasm
Molecular function (GO): RNA binding
Source: RefSeq, a predicted model, not a curated record
GAAAACGUCAAACAAACGCGAAAUUGUGGCCAUUUUAAUGAAAAUUUUCGUCUGUUUCGUGCUUCUUAAAAUAAUUGACAAUAUUAAUAAAAACAAUUAGUUGAACAGACAUAAAUAUGGCUCAUGAACGCUCGCCGACUGCUGAGGCGGAAAAAGAUGGGAAGGAAGGCAAAGAAUCAUCGGCAAAAGACGUGAAGCCAAAAGUAAGCUCGUCGUCAAAUUCGAACCGUGGCCGAGAACGUGAUCGUAGAAGACGUGGUUCCGCGUCCUCCAGCAGCGAUAGCAGUGGCAGUUCGUCAGAUAGCAGUUCGUCACGGAGUAGUUCAGGAUCUGGAUCACGUUCUAGUUCGUCUAGCUCCAGUGGCUCAUCUUCUUCGUCUUCAUCAUCUUCAAGCGAUUCUGAUCGCAGUGCAAACAAUCGACGCCGUGGUGCUGGAGGCAACUCUACCACAGCGCGUAAAAGUGGGUCGCGCUCGCCGCGUCGCUCAAAAUCACCUCGUGCCACUAGCAAGGUACGUAAGGCCAAUUCACGCUCCAAAGAUCGUGAGCGUGAACGCGACCGUGAUCGCAAUGAGCGCGAUCGUGAUAGAGACAGAGAGCGUAAUGAGCGUGACCGUCGGCGAUCACGUACCCGCUCACGAUCCAAGGAACGUGAUCGUGCACGCCGCACAUCGAACGAGCGUGGUGGUGGUGUUGGCGGCGGCGGCGGCGGAGAAGCAACAAAUGCCAAACGGGAACGUUCGAAAGAACGUGAUCGCGAUCGGCGGACCCGGUCACGCUCGGGAUCACGAUCCCCGCGUCGCAGAGGACGAAGUUCAGGCAGCCCGCAGGCAAAACGACGUGAUCGCACCCGCUCGCGGUCGGUCACUCCGAAGCCUACACGCAUUCAUGUUGGCAGAUUAACGCGCAACGUGACCAAAGAGCAUGUAGUAGAAAUUUUCAGUUGCUUUGGGGAGGUCAAAAACGUCGAGUUCCCCACGGAUCGCUAUCACCCUUCCUUUGGACGCGGCAUUGCAUAUGUUGAGUAUGGUACACCCGAGGAGUGCGAAGCGGCUAUGAAGCAAAUGGAUGGCGGCCAAAUUGACGGACAAGAAGUUACUGUAUCACCGGUACUAACACCUAAAAUACGUCCACCUGCCAGACGUCCCUCACCCAUAAUGCGACGUCCGGCUGGUCGCUGGCGUUCACCGCCGAUGUUCAACAGAUUCAAUAAUCGUGGAAGGCGGUCACCUCCCCGUGGAAGACGUUCACCACGCCGUCGAUCUCGUUCCCCUAUUCGUCGGCGUCGACGUAGCAAUAGCUCGGACAGUUCACGUUAACUAUGAUUGGCAACAAUAUGACAGAAAAGCGACCAAUGAAAGUUUUAAAGAAAAUACUAAACAGCAAAUCGAGAUAAAUCCAUUACUUGAUUAUAUCUUGUUCUACUUUUUAUUUAAGUUUAGUUACUUUGUAUUUUAGACCUAAUGAUAAUACAAAUAUUGAAAUCACGUACAUGCGAAAUUGUGGUAUUCAGCUUUGAAUUUCAAGAAUACAUGCAAACAAUUUUCUUAAACAUUAAAAAUUAUAUCAGAUUUCCACCUGCAACGUUAAUAACUUAAGGCGCUUUUAAAAAUGAAGUUAAUGCAGGAAAUGGAAAAUUGCUGCUAUAUACCAUUUGUAAAUGCAUAAGUCGUUUCUUAAAAAGUACAUCAGAUUUAUGUAUAUAGUAGACCAGGAGUUAAAACUUUGAUUAAAAACUUAUUUAAAUAAAA